Molecule: messenger RNA, 496 nt
Organism: Myodes glareolus (Bank vole)
Lineage: Eukaryota; Metazoa; Chordata; Mammalia; Rodentia; Cricetidae
Source: RefSeq, a predicted model, not a curated record
AGAAGGCAUAAGAAACAGACCCACUUUUGGUCACCGUUUCGGCGGCACUCCUUUCAACCAAGACUCUGUCAAAGAGCGGGAGAAACUUUCGGAAAGCCUGUCCAGCCAUGUCUCGCGCCGCCGCCUCCGCCGCUCGGACUCUGCGCUCAGGCCGCCGCUGCAAAGGUGGCAUCAUGCUUCCAGAAAAGUCGCAAGGGAAAGUACUACAAGCAACGGUAGUGGCUGUGGGAUCAGGCGCGAAAGGAAAGGGUGGAGAGAUUCAACCAGUCAGCGUGAAGGUUGGAGACAAAGUUCUUCUCCCAGAGUACGGAGGCACCAAAGUGGUUCUAGACGACAAGGAUUAUUUCUUGUUUAGAGACGGUGACAUUCUUGGGAAGUACGUGGACUGAUCACGAGAAGCUGCCCAUUCCGCCGACGUUUUGAGCUCCGCAUCAUGUAAAUAAUUUCCGUGCCUCCUUUUAUAAUAAACUGAUGGUGCCCUGCACCGAUGACAUCA